Molecule: messenger RNA, 3715 nt
Organism: Oncorhynchus kisutch (coho salmon)
Lineage: Eukaryota; Metazoa; Chordata; Actinopteri; Salmoniformes; Salmonidae
Product: STIP1 homology and U box-containing protein 1
Exons: 8
Coding region: 416-1282 (288 amino acids)
Biological process (GO): cellular response to misfolded protein; protein polyubiquitination; positive regulation of proteolysis
Cellular component (GO): Z disc; cytoplasm
Molecular function (GO): protein-folding chaperone binding; ubiquitin protein ligase activity
Source: RefSeq, a predicted model, not a curated record
CGUUUACAAAUGCGUCAUCAUCGAUGACUACCAGAAAUUUAUCAAAACAUUAGCUAGUUAGCUGGUUACGCACUAGCGUGUCCUCCCACCUAAAAUAAUACUACAGACUACUCUGUCAAAUAAUAUACAUUGAUUAUACACAUGUUUGGAUACCUGUGCUUUUCGUUAUAGUUAGGCAGUUCGCUAGCUAGCUAACGUUAUAUUCCAAAAAUAUUCAAUUGUCUGCGUUGGAAGAGGUAGACAGACGAGCUGUGUGGGAGGAGGCCAUAACCAGGACGAGAGCGAAGUCGGAGAGGCCGCUUGACACCUGAGGGGAGGGCAUCGAAACGCCAGCCGCAGCCCGGCCUGAGACACGGGUAGCAGGAUAGGGAAGCAGAGUGGAGAGGCCGCCGCCACAGCGGGGCCGGCGGACAAGAUGGCGGGCAGCCCUGAGAAGAGUGUCUCAGCGCAGGAGUGGAAGGAGCAGGGCAACCGCCUCUUCCUCAGCCGCAAGUACCAGGAGUCGGCCGCCUGCUACAGCAAAGCCAUCAAGCGAAACCCCUCAGUGUCUGUGUACUACACCAACCGGGCACUGUGCCACGUGAAGCUGCAGCAACACGACAAGGCCCUGGCUGACUGCAAGCAGGCGCUGGAGCUGGACCCCCAGUCAGUCAAGGCCCUCUUCUUCCUGGGUCAGUGUCACCUGGAGAUGGAGAACUACGACGAAGCCAUCGGCAACCUUCAGAGAGCAUAUAACCUGGCGAAAGAGCAGCGGUUGAACUUUGGUGACGACAUUCCCAGUGCCCUCCGGAUAGCCAAGAAGAAGCGCUGGAACAGCAUCGAGGAGAAGCGCAUUAACCAGGAGAACGAGCUGCACGCCUAUCUCACCAAACUCAUCCUGGCAGAGAAGGAGAGGGAACUGGAUGACAGCAGAGAGGAACAAGACGCCAAGUCGGAGGAAUGCAGAAGCCGACACGACCUCACUAAAUUCCCCUCCAAACACGACAAGCACCUGUCAGACAUGGAGGAGCUUUUCUCUCAGCUGGAUGAGAAGAGAAAGAAGAGGGAGAUCCCAGACUACCUGUGUGGAAAGAUCAGCUUUGAGUUGAUGAGGGAGCCCUGCAUUACACCCAGUGGGAUCACUUACGACCGCAAAGACAUCGAGGAGCACCUACAGCGAGUGGGCCAUUUUGACCCGGUGACACGCAGCCCUCUGACUCAAGACCAGCUGAUCCCUAAUCUGGCCAUGAAAGAGGUCAUCGAUGCUUUCAUCAUGGAGAAUGGAUGGGUGGAGGACUACUGAAGGAGGGAGGGAGAGAGGGAGAGAGGGGGAGUUGGAAUCAUUCCAAAAGAAGAACCAGACAUAAAAAGACGACAACAAACCAAACAAGUAUGAUCUGCACUUUAAAGCUGAGGCAACACCACUGACUUACAUACCUUCACUAGGACUGAGACUACACCACAGACUUACAUACCUUCACUAGGACUGAGACUACACCACAGACUGAUACUAGGACUGAGACUACACCACAGACUUACAUACCUUCACUAGGACUGAGACUACACCACAGACGUACAUACCUUCACUAGGACUGAGACUACACCACAGACUUACAUACCUUCACUAGGACUGAGACUACACCACAGACGUACAUACCUUCACUAGGACUGAGACUACACCACAGACUUACAUACCUUCACUAGGACUGAGACUACACCACAUACCGACAUUCCUUCACUAGGACUGAGACUACACCAGACUGAAUCUAGGACUGAGACUACACCACAGACUGACAUACCUUCACUAGGACUGAGACUACACCACAUACCGACAUUCCUUCACUAGGACUGAGACUACACCAGACGGAAUCUAGGACUGAGUCUACACCACAGACUGACAUACCUUCACUAGGACUGAGACUACACCACAGACUGACAUACCUUCACUAGGACUGAGACUACACCAGACUGACAUACCUUCACUAGGACUGAGACUACACCAGACUGACAUGCCUUCACUAGGACUGAGACUACACCAGACUGACAUACCUUCACUAGGACUGAGACUACACCAGACUGACACCACUUCACUAGGACUGAGACUACACCACAGACUGAUACUAGGACUGCCAUUAAAUCUCCUGUUGAUCUAUACAUCUCUUUCUGUUUCCAUCCUUGUCCCCCCAUUUUAUUUUAUUGUGUCUCUCAGCUGCUCCUACUAGUCAGACCCAACAAUCAGGACACGCUAGCAAACAUUGCACCAAAUCAGAGCACAUCAUCCAACAACAGGACCCAAUCAGAAUAUAGUACCCAACACCUUGGGCCAAUCGCUUGAACGUUACUCUCAGAACAACCAAUCAUAUUGCAGACUCCUAAACCCAAUCACAUCUUAGACCUCGAGUCUACAAGUGCAGCGAUUGACCAAUCAGGGCUAAAUGUACUCUACUUGUGGUGAUGCUCCACAACUUGUCUUCUAUUUUAAAUCUCCUUUUCUACGGGGAAGAGGACUGUCUGAGGCACCGCCAUGUUUUCGCCACUCUCCAUUGUAGUCCUCUUGAGUGGCUUGUAGAUGGUCCAAUGUAGUCCUCUUGAGUGAUGGGCCAAUUUUAAACGCAACCUGAUCUCUUACCACCACAAUGUAGCACUUCUCUAUAUCCUCUUGGAGGGCUGAAAAGACUGUAUAAGCAUGAGUUGUAUAAUAUAGAAAGAACCCAAGCCCUCAUCUUCAGUGUUUUGCAGUAUGCAGGGAAGCACUAUGUGUAAUCAAUAUGAUGGAAGGGUCCGGGAAGAGCAUUCAAGGCUUUGCGCAAAGGGUUGUUUUUUGACCAAGGACGUCUCUAAUUUUGGCGAGCUGAGUUUCCACCAUUUUGUUGCCUCUCAUCUGGCUCAUACAGAGCUGAGCGCUAAUGAAUGGGGAAGUGCGUAGCAGUAGGGGUCAGGGUUGGGGUCAAUUCUAUUUCAAUUCCAGUCAAUUAAUUAAACCCAAUUCCACAUUUUCUUUAAAAAGAUUGGUUUAAAAUUGUGUGAGUCACAGGUGUGUUUUUGACGGCUGUGUUUAAUUGUAAUGUGUUUUCUCUGGUUUACAUGUCGCUGAAUGUUUGCAGGUGGUGUCCUGUCUGUGCCUCAAGUGGAGUUUGAAGUAGAAUAUGGAAGUCAGUCAUCUGAUUGGCUUUGAGAAGGGCUGUCUUCUCCUCAGUAUAACUUACUGCUCGGGGUCUCUUUUGUUUUAAUGAUUCCAUGCUUAGAGCCUUAGUCCAAUGGCUGCAAAGCAUGGUUGGGGUCGAUUACAUUUUUCAAUUGUCGAUUUUAGAAUGCUAAUUUAUAAAUUAAAAUAUCCUGAUUUAAAAAUAAGUAAUUUGACCCCUCAACCCUGCUGCAAACAGAUAGUUUCCUCUUCUCAUUUCAGAAAUCAUAUGACCCUGUUUGACUUACCAACUGAAAAGGAUUGAAUGUGAAAUGAACCUGUAUAUUCCUACCCUCUGCUGGAUAUGAGGAUGCACAGUUAUGUUGUGUUAGUCAGUCAUGAGUAUCAAUAUUGUGUACAUGUAGAGGUGUGUUUAUGUGGGAUAGGGGUGUGGACAUACUCCUCUCCCCCUAGACCCCGAUUCCUCCUAAGAGUGGGGUGGGAACUUGGGUACAGUCCAGUUUCUCUGGAGCCUCAUUGGGACUGUGAAUGUUCUUUAUUUCACUGUUGUGCUGUUGUCUACAAGUGUUCCAAUAAAGGCUACAACUUAGA